Molecule: messenger RNA, 935 nt
Organism: Dicrocoelium dendriticum
Lineage: Eukaryota; Metazoa; Platyhelminthes; Trematoda; Plagiorchiida; Dicrocoeliidae
Source: the annotation of a GenBank genome assembly
GCACCCUCCUCCUCCAUUUAAGGUUUUUCUGAAUCAACUUAGCUUACCAAUUAACGCAUCCUUACAAAUUAAUCGCUUGAUUUCGUGUGACAUGAUGGAAGCAGACGGAUCAGUCUGGUUUAACGCGUGGAUGAUGUUCCUUACUUUCGGACCAGAAAAUCUUGGAUACCUUGCAGGCGAUCUCAACCAGACAUUGUCGUUGCAUACAAUGUCCAUUUAUUUUCCACUUUUUGAGGACCCAGAGAGUUCUAUUCCGAGGAAAUACAUAGAAGUGGAUGCAGAUGCCAGGAACCUACAUAUAAUCUCCAUUCUCAACACCAGUUCACUAAGUGAUAUCCAUGUUAAUAAUUUUCUUCUUACAUGGAAGUCCAAUUCUCAAAACCGGUCCAUGAACUUUGAAGCAAAAGAUGAUGGCUUAAUUCAUAUGAUUGGACGUGGGGUUGAACUAACCAACCAAGUUUAUGUGCACAACACUAGGCAGCCGUACAAUCUACUGUACGUGACUAUCGAACUGCCUGUUACUGCUGACAUAAUUGGUCAGCAUUCCUUUGAAGUUUUUGACGACAAAAAUAAGAGCCAGUUUCGCUCUGCGAAAAUCGACGUGAGACUAAAGAACCAAACAGUGCAACUCCCGCGACCGGAAGUGGUGUGCAAUGGAGAUCCGGAUUACUGUACGAUCUUGCGAAUGCCCGGUAACGUCCUGUUGUGCCAGCGAGAAGAAGUUAUCGUUCGGAUGAUGGAAAAACCGAUUUUGUCAAAAGAAGAAUUAACAUCAACCUGGUUUAUAUAUACUCUGUUUGCGAUCGCGCUGUCGAUUAUCAUCAUACUGAUAUAUGCCGGAACAACCAGAUUGAAAAAGCGUAUGACGAAGCGGACAUCCGCUCACAUGACUGCGAAGUUUGGCUGAUUCAUUUGUGCCUUCCAGUUGGUAGUGC